CAGUGUGAACUUUCAGUGCAGCUGCCUGGGAAGGCUGCACAUGACGAGGGGACAAGUAGCCGAAACACGACGACUUCAGAAGUGUAAACCCACCGUAAAUGGGUUUAUCAGCUCAUCAGCCGUUACUUUCGUCACUCCCAUUUACCUCGACCGAUUUUUUGUGGAUGGAUUAUUCUUAUUCAAGUCUCACCGAGAAGCCUUACAACGCCCAGUCAACAGCGGCAGCCAUAGCUCCGUCAUUGACGCUGGAGAGUACUGUAACCUGCCCCUGCAAUGGCAGUCUUUAGUCACCAGGUGCUCCUUGCAGUCACAAGAUCACGGGGAUCCUAUUUGUUAACCAAGAGGAACAGCUGCUCCUCUCUGUCUUCCAAAGCCUAUCUCCACGUAGACCCUCCUCGCCAGGUCUCGUCCCCGCUCACACUCAGGCACUCCCGCUACGGCUCCCCCCACUCUUACCGAGGCCACGCCAUCGGCCGCGGCCACAACUCGGCCCUGCUCGCCCGCUCUCUGCACAGCUCGGGCGUUUGGCUCCAAGAAAUAAAGCAGGAGGACACUAAAACUUCACCAGCCGCCGCCCAGGAUGCUUCGCCGGAAGCUAAAAAGUCCCAGCCUCCGUCGGCAGCCACUCCGACGUCCGCCAGCACCGCCACAACGGCCGCCGUCCCUCCGGUGCAGGAGAGGGCAGUCGUGAAAAAGUCUCUGUAUCAGAAGAUUGUGGAUGAGUUGAAGCACUACUACAACGGCUUCCGGUUGCUCGGCAUCGACAUCACGAUCGCGGGCAGGAUGGUGUGGAGGCUGCUGCACGGACAACUGCUCACACGCAGGGAGAGGAGAAGGCUGUUGCGGACCUGCGCUGACCUGUUCCGCCUGGUGCCCUUCACGUUGUUCAUCAUCGUUCCUUUCAUGGAGUUCCUCCUUCCCGUCUUCCUCAAGCUCUUCCCGGAGAUGUUGCCCUCCACCUUCGAGACAGAGUCCAAAAAGGAGGAGAAGCAGAAGAAAGGUCUGGCGGCGAAGCUGGAGCUGGCCAAGUUCCUCCAAGAGACCAUCGCUGAGAUGGCUCGCCGGAAUAAAGCCAAAGCUGAAACGGAAGAUGAGACGCAGCGCUUCUCCACAUACAUUCAGAAGGUCCGGGGCACAGGCGAGCAGCCCACCACGAAGGACAUCGUCCGGUUUUCGAAGCUGUUCGAGGACGAGCUGACGCUGGAGCACCUGGAGCGCCCCCAGCUGGUGGCUCUGUGUAAACUGCUGGAGCUGCAGCCCAUCGGCACAAACAACUUGCUGCGUUUCCAGCUGAUGAUGCAGCUCCGAACCAUCAAGUCAGACGAUGAGAUGAUUGCAGCGGAGGGUGUGGCAGCUAUGAGUGUGUCAGAAUUACAGGCCGCAUGCCGCAGUCGAGGGAUGAGGUCUCUGGGUCUCACCACCGAGCAGCUCCAUCAGCAGAUCCAGCAGUGGCUGGACCUGCACCUGAAGGAGAACGUUCCUCCGUCGCUGCUGCUGCUCUCCAGAGCCAUGUACCUGACGGACGUCAAACCGAAACCUCCAGUCAUCCCGCCUGUUCCCAAGCUAGAGAAAUCUACUCCCCCUCCAGCGGAGAACACGGGAGCAAACACCACCUCAGUUAGCGCGGACAUGUUGGCGGACCCUGCUCUCAUCAUCAAAGACAGACCGGUGGAGGAGAUGAGAGACAAGGCUCCGAUUGUGUCGGACAAACCUCUGAGUCCUGCUGAAGUCCUUCAGGCUAAAGCAGCAACAGAGGUGUCCCAGAAGAGCAAGAUGAGUGCCAACGGUGUGUAAAGUGGAGCGGGAGACUCUGGACUGGAGAGAGGAGUGACUCAGCUCUGUGUCCUCAGGGCGGCGGGGGGGGGAUGACAGGGACGUGGUGGUCAGAUGACAUCUAGGAGUCCUGUCCUCUGCUCGUCCCUCUCUCUGUCCACACCCACAGGAAGGUCUGCUGCCUCUCCCCUGUUGUCCCCGCAGGUUUGUCUUCGCACCGUCAAACCCUCUUGCUUUCACAUUUGUGCACUCCCUUCUCCGUCGGCUCACCGGACUGGCAAACCAUUGAAUGGCGCGAUAACUUUGGACCCGACGUCCUGGAAUUGACGCCCAAACCGCCCACGGCAGAGCCGGGUCAACUGUCUGUCUGACGGGAGAGUCUAGACGGUCUCCUCCUCCUGUACAUUUGUAAAUUUCCUGUAUAUUUGCGUCUCCGUCUUGCAUCGCAGUGGCUCUGUACAUUUUGCUGUGCAAAGGCAAACGCUCAUCUCUCUCUGCAGUUUUACUUUUGUUUUUAUCUGGAUACCUUUGUCGCUCCUCUUUGACGAAAUAAAAGAAAAGUAACUAAAAUAAAAUUAAAAUAAAAGCCCGAUGGAGAUAUGUUACCGAGCUUUUUGGUUCAGUAGCUCCCCCCCCCCGAACAGGGUGACGUAGCGUAGCUGCUUGCUGCUGCAUUUAACAAAUGAAGACUGGUGUAUUAUUAAAGAGAGAGGUCACUCCUAAAAGACAGAGGUGACCGUGGUAACGUGCAGACCGCCUCCACUGGUAAACCACUAAACGGACAUUCUGUAAAAGAAAAGUGAUUUUAUUUGCAAAUACAGUAUAUGUAUUGAGUUUUAACACUAUGAUACUAAGAUUUCUUUAAACUGAAAAGAAAAAAUACUUGAUGUUGUCCAUAGAGAUAUAUUAUUAAUAUGGGGGAGCAGCUUUAAUCCUCAAGCCACAACUGAGAUGCAUGUUUUAUUUGGCAUUGUAGCUCCAGAACACAUGUAAAGCAUUGAUUCUCCCAGCUAUCCGACUGCAUUAUAAGACCCCGAACGCUGUAAUCAGAAGGUUUACCACAUCAUCGUGUGCUGCAUAAAUACAGGGGUGUGUGUGUGUUUGGCAGUGCUUAACAUUUCUCAUCCCUCUUUAUACAUUGUGACAUUGUUGGAGUAACUUUCUGUCUCCACACAUUUAUUUCCUCUUUGCUAUUUAUCCAUCGACGCAUCCCACAAGCGGAUGCAAUAAGUGAAAGGAUAUUUUUUUUAAACAAACAAAAAAAAAAGAUUGCAAAUGAAGAUUUAUAUUAUUGGUUUUUACAUAUGUGCCUAAAGUUAAAGGACGAUGUGUUUGUGUUUGCAUUUUUCAUCAGAGUUUCUAUAUUGUACCAUUGUCAGUUUUUGAUUGAACAGUCACCUCCGUGUGUUUAAAGCGCCCAGUUAAACGUUUUCCUUUUAGUGGAAUGUCUCCUUUUUUCCUUCCAUAUUCGAUCCAAAUUAAUAAUUUCCUUUAUAAUCAACUGUGUUGAUAGUGAUGAAAAAGCAAUCACCUUUUCAAUCGGCUCUGCACAAAUAAAUUAAAUUACUUACAGUAUUUACUUUAUCAUAUCUAGUUUGUAAUCUGCUGCCAUAUUACAACAAAAAGUGAGCAGAGUCAUAAAACAUUAACAUUUAUUUUUGUAAACAAAGGUGUCGGUGCUGUUCAACAACACUGACGAUGCUCAGACUUUUUUUGGGAGUUUCUGACGUUGAUGAGUGGUACCGCCUACUGCGACAUUUCUGCUGUGCCUCUGAGACCCUGAAACUGAAAAAAAAAAAAGUGUGUAAAUUUCUGUCCCAGUUCUAUGAAUUAUUCUGCAUCCACGGUUACAUUCAUCCACAGAUAUUACAUCUCAUCCUAGAUGAUCUUCCCUGCAUCACCUCUUUUAUGAUAUUGUGUUAACAACACAACGCCUGUGUGGAAACCUACUGCCGUCUCACAUGGUACAUCAAUGCCAUCAGGAUGUGUCCUCUGUCUUUAAGGAUCGUUUCUUUUAGUUUAAAAGAAUGCACUGCUGUCCAGUUCCAUCUUACCCUGUAUUGAAUGUAUGCAUCACUUGACCAGGGCAAAUGAGUGUGUGUGUGUGUGAUGGACAAAACAAAUUCACACGAUUAAAAUCAUUAAACCCUUUCCA
Messenger RNA from Anarrhichthys ocellatus (wolf-eel), 3928 nucleotides. RefSeq names its product leucine zipper-EF-hand containing transmembrane protein 2 (gene letm2). Gene Ontology annotation, cellular component: mitochondrial inner membrane. The record is from RefSeq and is a predicted model, not a curated record. NCBI's taxonomy places the organism in Eukaryota, Metazoa, Chordata, Actinopteri, Perciformes, Anarhichadidae. Bases 274 to 1794 code for a protein of 506 amino acids. Gene Ontology annotation, molecular function: ribosome binding. Gene Ontology annotation, biological process: intracellular monoatomic cation homeostasis. The transcript is spliced from 11 exons.